AUGGCGACUUGCGGAUCCAACAAGCCUGCGGCGAAGUUCGAACGCCUUCCAACGUUUGCCGAACCAACUCAUUACAAUAUUCAUUUGGUUCCCAAUUUCGAAUCGUUUACAUUCGAUGGACUUGUUUCGAUUGAUGUCAAUAUCAAAGAGGAGACUGACGUUUUGAAAGUUCACGCUCAAUCGUUGAACAUUCAGAAUGUUUCCGUGAAGAAUGAGGCUGGAAAAUUGUCCGAUCAUUUGUCAACAGAUUAUGACGAUAAGCUUAAUAUUUUGAGUGUUAAGCUUCCCGGAACAUUCAAACCACAGAAAGUUCAGUUGAACUUCAAAUAUGUUGGAGAGCUUAAUGAUAAGAUGAGAGGUUUCUACCGCAGUAGUUACAAGGAUGCUUCUGGAGACGAGAAGUUCCUUGCUUCGACCCAGUUCGAAUCUACUUAUGCUCGUUUCGCAUUCCCUUGCUGGGAUGAGCCAAUCUACAAGUCCACUUUUGAUGUGACUCUUGAAGUUGCUAAUGGACAUACCGCAUUGUCGAACAUGAAUUCUGUUUCAACUACUCCAAGUGCCAAUGGAAAAUCGCAAAUCGUCAAAUUUGCCACAUCCCCUAAGAUGUCUUCAUAUUUAGUGGCUUUUGCCGUUGGAGAGCUUGAAUAUAUCAGUGCGAAAACGAAAAGCGGUGUUGAAAUGCGCGUCUACACUGUACCUGGAAAAAAAGAGCAGGGAAAAUUCAGUUUGGAUCUCUCGGUGAAAGCAAUCGAUUGGUACAACGAGUGGUUCGAUAUUCCGUAUCCUUUGCCGAAGUGCGACCUUAUAGCCAUUCCCGAUUUUAGCAUGGGCGCUAUGGAGAACUGGGGACUCGUUACUUAUCGGGAGGUUGCCCUUCUCGUUGAUCCAAAAGUAACAUCAACUCGCCAAAAGUCGCGAGUUGCACUCGUUGUUGCUCACGAAUUGGCUCACUUGUGGUUUGGAAACUUGGUCACAAUGAAAUGGUGGACAGAUUUGUGGCUCAAGGAAGGUUUCGCCUCGUUCAUGGAAUACAUGUUUGUCGGAGAGAAUUGCCCAGAAUUCAAAAUCUGGCUCCAUUUCGUUCAUGACGAGCUUGCUUCUGGAAUGGAACUUGAUUCGCUUCGUAACUCUCAUCCAAUUGAGGUUGAAAUUGAUAAUCCAAAUGAGUUGGACGAGAUCUAUGACUCAAUUACGUACGCCAAAUCAAACUCGGUCAAUCGAAUGCUCUGCUAUUAUCUCUCCGAGCCGGUGUUUCAGAAGGGAUUGCGUCUUUAUCUCAAAAAAUUCCAAUACUCUAAUGCCGUCACACAAGAUCUUUGGACUGCUUUGAGCGAAGCGUCGGGACAGAAUGUCAAUGAGCUGAUGUCUGGAUGGACGAAACAAAUGGGAUUCCCUGUUGUUAAAGUAUCGCAGCGCCAAGAGGGAAACAACCGAGUUCUCACUCUCGAACAGAAGAGAUUUAUUAGCGAUGGCGGUGAAGACAACCUCCAAAGCCUUUGGCAGGUACCCAUUACUAUUUCCACUGGAAGCAAUCCAUCUGAAGUCAAAUCGCGAUUUGUAUUGAAGGAGAGAAAACAGGAGUACACAUUAGAAAAUAUUGGAGCGGAAGAAUGGGUUAAACUCAACUCUGGAACUACUGGAUUCUAUCGCGUUGAAUAUUCGGACGAAAUGCUCAAUGCUAUGCUUCCUGAUAUCGCUAAUCGCAAAAUGCCAGUUCUUGAUCGAUUUGGACUUAUUAACGAUCUUGGUGCUCUUGUUAAAGCUGGAAAAGUUACUCUUGCCCAAUUUGUGAAUGUUGUCGCUGCGUUCGUUCACGAAGACGAGUACGUUGUGUGGGCUGCUAUCGACGAGGGUCUUGGAAAAUUGUCGGCGUGUUCUAUGGAAAUUUCGCCAGAUGUCAAUGCAAGAGUUAAAAAGUUGAUUGUCAAGAUUUUCGAGAAGACUGGCUUGGAACUCGGAUUCGACGAGAAGCCAGGAGAUGAUUCUCAGAAAAUGAUGCUUCGUGCCAUGGUUCAGUCGCGAUUGGCACGCGCUGGACAUCAGCCAACCAUCGACAAGUUUAUGCAAAUGUUUAAUGAUUACAUUGUGAUUUCGACUCCGAUACAUCCGGAUAUUCGUUUGGCGGUGUUUGGCGCUGCUGCUCGAAAUGGCGGAAAGGAUGUGUUUGAUAAAUUGCUCAAACUUCGCGAAUCAACUUCAUUCGGCGAGAUUGACCGUCAAUGCGUCGUUGCAAUGUCUCAGACUCAAGAGAAAGAACUUCUUGUCAACCUUUUUGAGUACGGAUUCGGCCAAAACAAGGUCCGUCCUCAGGACCAAUUGUAUUUGUUCCUUGGAACUGGCAGCAGCAGGAUGGGCAGAGAAUACGCUUGGGAAUAUUUCAAACAGAAUAUCAAGGCUUUCAUGGACAAAUAUGGUGGAUCAAACGCAAGUCUCUUCCAAAGAUGUCUCAAGUUCUCUGGAGAAAGCUUCUACUCAAACGAGCGUGCGCAAGAGUUUCAAGACUUCUUCUGCAACUGCAAGGAACUUAAUGAUGUCGAUCGUCAGACUUUGAACCGACCAAUUGGACAGACGGUGGAAUCAAUUCGAUUAAACGCCAAUCUUGUCGAAAAGAAUCGCCAAGCUAUUGAGGAGCUUUUGAAACAACAUGGAAUGUAG
Caenorhabditis bovis is the source of this 2655-nucleotide messenger RNA. NCBI's taxonomy places the organism in Eukaryota, Metazoa, Nematoda, Chromadorea, Rhabditida, Rhabditidae. The record is from the annotation of a GenBank genome assembly.